AAGGAGAGAAGAGAUAAAAACAAAACUCGACUCGACUCGACUCGAAUACUCGAAUGAAUGAAAUGAUGAAAACUUGAAGGAAAAGAGUGCUCGAGUACUCGAUGAAAAAAAGUUAUGAAAAUUAGUCGAGGUAGAACGAGUAGUUGGCCAUGACUCGAUUGCGGAGCGAGUAGCGACAGAAUGCGAGAAAAAUCCCAAAGACGAGUUCGGUUAUCGGUGAACUUGACUCAUUGAAAAACAUUCUCACUCUCGCAGCUGGUAUUGUUCUGAUCUUUGUGAUUCGGAGUACGGAGUAGUACCUACUACCUACCACUAUCUUUCCUCUUCUACGAGAACACAAAUAGCUAGCUCGAACGCGUCGAAAAUGGCGAAAAAUAACGAAUUGGUCAGAUUUGAAAACUGCAAAAUACUGAGAAACGGCGCCAUCGAAACGGACGACUAUUUGUACGUGAGAAACGGCAAAAUCCAAGACCAAAUGAAAUUAUAUUUCGACGAAAAAAUUGAACCGGACAAGAGAAUCGAUUGCAAAGGUGCUUUACUCUCGGCCGGAUUGUUGGAUGUUCAAGUAAACGGCGGCUUCGGUAUAGACUUUUCUUUCAACGAGAGUAACGUAGAAGAAGGAUUGAAUAUGGUUGCUAAUGGUAUUUUGCAAUUCGGAGUGACGGGCUUUUGUCCCACUUUGGUCUCUUCUCAUCCGGACACUUACAGAAAGGUUCUUCCCAGAAUGGGUGAGACAACGGGCGCCAUCAAUUUAGGAAUUCACUUGGAAGGCCCUUUCAUUAACGCCGAUAAAGUCGGCGCACACGCCAAAGGACAUCUCCGCAAUUUAAGCCGCGGUAUGAACAGUGUUUUGGAAACGUACGGAAAUCUGGAUAAUGUAAAAAUCAUGACUAUCGCGCCCGAAGUGGACGGAGCGUUGGAAACCAUCAAAAGUUUAACGCAGAGCGGCAUCGUCGUGUCAAUCGGUCAUUCGACAGCUAAUCUAAGUACCGCCGAAGAAGCAGUUAAAAAUGGAGCUACCCUCAUUACGCAUCUGUUUAACGCUAUGCCUCCGUUCCAUCAUCGCGAUCCCGGAAUACUGGGUUUGCUCACGUCCGAGAACAUUUGCAACAAGCCGAUAUAUUUCGGUUUAAUCAACGACGGCUGCCACACCGAUCCGGCCGCCGUUAGGAUCGCAUAUCGCGUCAACUACGAUGGAUUAGUUUUGGUGACUGACGCUAUCUCAGCGGCCGGACUCGAAGAAGGAAAUCAUCGUAUCGGCGAUUUAGAAAUAAAUAUUCGCGACAACUGCGCCUACAUAAUGGGUACUAAUACUUUGUGCGGCAGUAUUUUGCCGUUGAAUAAAUGCGUCAAUUUAUUCGACCAAUUCAACCAAUGCGGCAAAGUAAAAGCUAUCGAAGCGGCCACGCUGCAUCCAGCUCGAGUUCUCGGCAUAUCCGACCGUAAAGGUACGUUGAAUGCGGGCGCCGAUGCGGACAUCACAUUUUUUGACCAACAAAACCUCGACGUAUUGUCUACUUGGAUAGCUGGCUCUUGCGUAUAUUCCAAACGUGACGACGUUUACGAAAUUAUCGUCGAUUAAAAUCGCUUACUUCGGUGUCGGUGGCGGUGUUUUCGUGUUCUGUUAUAACAAUUAAUAAGUAUCUUACGUGUACUGUACGUCUACGUGCGUUGUAGAUAUAUCUAUCUAUACAAUAAGUACAUAUGUACAAUGUACAUCUGCUGCCUUUCCACUACCUGUACCUCUACUUAUUGCAUGUCAUGUCGGUUUGAUGGUCGCCGAUUCGUGAUUAUUUUCCAUUUACCCAUCAUUUUUGUACCAACCUAUCAAUUUUGUUUUUUUUUUUUACCAAUUUAUACGCGUUUUAUUCUUUACGUUAUUACCUACUUUUAUUCGUCUUUAUGUCGAUUAUACUACAUUACUUAUGCUAUACGUCGUAGUACAUUAAACUCUGCGCAUAAUA
Molecule: messenger RNA, 1964 nt
Organism: Planococcus citri (citrus mealybug)
Lineage: Eukaryota; Metazoa; Arthropoda; Insecta; Hemiptera; Pseudococcidae
Product: N-acetylglucosamine-6-phosphate deacetylase
Exons: 10
Coding region: 365-1582 (405 amino acids)
Biological process (GO): N-acetylglucosamine catabolic process
Molecular function (GO): N-acetylglucosamine-6-phosphate deacetylase activity
Source: RefSeq, a predicted model, not a curated record